Messenger RNA from Pseudozyma hubeiensis SY62, 885 nucleotides. Its product is annotated as short-chain dehydrogenase. Lineage: Eukaryota; Fungi; Basidiomycota; Ustilaginomycetes; Ustilaginales; Ustilaginaceae. Gene Ontology annotation, cellular component: membrane. The transcript has a single exon. The record is from RefSeq and is a predicted model, not a curated record. Bases 1 to 885 code for a protein of 294 amino acids.
AUGACCUCACCCUCGACACCCCGCUCUGUCGUCGUCACUGGCGCCAACAAGGGCAUUGGCUACGAAGCAGUCAAGCAGCUCUCGCAAAAGCUUCCCAAUGCUACCAUCUACCUCACCGCACGUACGCAGGCCAACGGCGAUGCUGCUGUACAAAAGAUGAAGCAAGAGGUUUCAAGCCACGACUUUUCCAACGUCCGUGUCUUGCUGCUCGAGAUCGUCGACCCGGAAUCCGUCAAGCAGGCCGUGGCAUCCGUCAAGGAGCAGAGCGGAACAUUGGACGUGCUGCUCCACAACAGUGGCAUCUCCGGAAUCGAUGGGGAUUACGGACACCCAGAGGUGUUCAACGUCAACGUUCGCGGCGCCAGGGCUUCCAUCGAGGCUUUCUCGACCAUCCUCACAAAAGGUUCGGGCAAGGUCAUCGUCGUCUCCUCUGAAGUUGGCGCAUGGCAGACGGCUUCGCUGCCGAAGGAGCUCCAGAGCAAGCUGCUCGACGCCCCCAACACGUCUUGGGAUCGAGUCGACGCAUGGAUCGACGACUGGCUCCGCUUGAAGCAGGGCAAGGACGGUGUCAAGGAGGCUUGGAAUCCGGUCGAUCAGCUGGUCAACUCUGGAUACAGCGUCAGCAAGGCGCUACUCAACGCAUACCUGCGUCACUUUGCACUCAACGACAAUGCACCCAAGCUCGCCGUCGUUUGCCCCGGCUACUGUGCCACCGACCUCAACAACAACUCUGGAUACCGAUCGGCAGCUGAAGGCGGAGAGAGCGUCAUCUGGCCAAUCUUCAACGAGUUCGAGCACGGCAAAUUUUACCAGGAUGGCAAGCAAAAGCCUUACGACUAUGCUAUCCCUGCCGAUUUCUUGAACAACCUUAAACCGCCGCAGUAA